AUGGUUGACUGUCUCUCGUGUCAGAGUUGUUGUGGAAGUUUACGUUCAUCUAAACUUUAUCCAAAGGAAAAACGGCCUUUAUCAAGAAAACGUGCUGCUCAAAAACUUUAUCUACAAAAACAAAUUCAGAACAGUAAUGUUGAAAGAAGUACAUUUUCAUGUGACAGUCUAAGUUGUGUAAGUAGUAAUGUACAGUCUAAAACGAAACGUCGUGAUGCUAAUAAUAAUAAAAAUACAAAUAAUAAUAAUAAUGUUUCGACAUCAAUGGCAGACGAACAGAAUCAUGUGCUUGAAUUUUAUUCAUUCGAUAUUAGUCAUGAACGCCAUCUUAAUUUAAAAAUUGAUUCGAAUGGUAAACGUUUAAUUAUUUUUUACAAUAUUUCCAAUGGUUUAUUUACAAUCGGAAUUAGAAAUGGUAAGUGA
Molecule: messenger RNA, 423 nt
Organism: Rotaria socialis
Lineage: Eukaryota; Metazoa; Rotifera; Eurotatoria; Philodinida; Philodinidae
Source: the annotation of a GenBank genome assembly